AUGGAGAGGAUCAGCCCGAGGAAACAGGGCGUGAUUGAAGGCAAAAUUGCGGAUAUCACCAUGAAAACCAACAACAAUGAGGGCAUAGAUCCCAUUGAACUGAUUGCACGUAUCAAGAAUUUGCAAAUCAGCCAAGGUAGUGGUCAUACUACCUCCACCACCCCCAAAGCAGCAUCGUCUAAAGUCGAAAAGCGCCCCUGGCCGACCAACUGGCCUGUCAAGCAAGACAUGUAUGCACACUUCAACAUCACCACGGAGCGGCACAGAGAAAACAUGUGCUUGCUUCUCCAGGACUUUGCCCUCAAAGCGAGGCAUACUGCGCGCUUGACCCGUAACUGGGAAGGCGGAGAAGUAUGGCCAACAGUCGUCGAACCAGCAGCUCUCGAGCUGUCCGAGACCAUGAACAACUACGGUAUCGACUGGCGCAAUGUCCAAUACCGGCCAGAUUAUGCCGAAGAGCUAGAUUUUGUGUGGAGGUGCUGGUCUACCGAACUGUCAGCGAACCACAUCAACCACAAGAUCAUUUGGGAGUAUGUCACUGGCAUAGCCCGCACAUGGGACCAAGGCCGAAAAGCAAGCGGCGUCUGGUUCCACAACGAUGAGGAGGAACAUCGCAAGAAACGGUGCCCCGGUAGAAACUACCACCUCGUCAAAAACCUACGAGUCCCAACCAUACCACAAGCGAUCCGAACGAACAAGUUCAUCGGGGUUGGAGACGACGAGACCGCAUGCAUCUGCUCGCGUCCGUCACCACAGUGCCACAGGCGCUGCGUUCACAGAGAACAAAUAGCAAGAAUCAAGUACCUCAAGAAAAAAAACCGUGAGGCGAUCCCUGCUCCUGUCGCAGAGGACAUGGACGAACUUGAUUGCAUCGAAUGA
Letharia columbiana is the source of this 879-nucleotide messenger RNA. RefSeq lists its product as uncharacterized. The transcript has a single exon. NCBI's taxonomy places the organism in Eukaryota, Fungi, Ascomycota, Lecanoromycetes, Lecanorales, Parmeliaceae. The coding region runs from base 1 to 879 and encodes 292 amino acids. The record is from RefSeq and is a predicted model, not a curated record.